UCUUGUUUCACGGAUCCGCCUCCACCGUUACAGUAGAUGAGCUGUGAUGCUGCACUUACUUCUCGACUCUAAAAUGUCUUUGUUCGAUUUGAACUGUCUGUAAUCAGGUUUCUGUUUACAACUAAAGGUCGUGGAUGUCGCUUUCCGAACAUCGUGACUUUGUAGCGUACAGUGAGUUUGUUUUCUCUUGGUGUGUUCGCUGGCCAUGAAGCUAACAGGCUAACAGCACUAAGCGUCAGUUAGGUAUGUAAUAUUGUUAGCUUUGCUGUUUGAGUGUUAGAAGCUGAUGGUGGUGAAGUGUAUGGCGUCGGGGAAAUACUCUUCGGCUUUAUACUUUUCUACACUGCAGGACUGAAGGAGACACGGAAUAGCGAGCUGCUGUUAAGAAAGACUUUCAAAACGAAAAGGCUUCAGUAGUAAGAGCAGCAGCAGCUAGCGGGCUAGCUGUUUAUGCUGAAGGGAGGAGAGGACGGCACUCUUAAGAAAAAGGAAAGCCUGUAAUGGCCAACGAGCCGGUUAUACUGAACGUGUAUGACAUGUACUGGAUCAAUGAGUUCACUACCUCUCUGGGUAUUGGGGUUUUUCACUCAGGAAUUGAGAUUUAUGGCAGAGAAUUUGCCUAUGGGGGGCAUCCAUACCCGUUUUCUGGCAUAUUCGAGAUAACGCCUGGUGAUGCCACCGAACUGGGCGAAACGUUUAAAUUUAAAGAGGCAAUAGUUCUUGGGAGUACGGACUUCACUGAGGAAGAUGUGGAGAGGAUUAUUGAGGAAUUGGGGAAGGAAUACAAGGGUAAUGCUUAUCACCUCAUGCACAAGAACUGCAAUCACUUUUCCUCAGCUCUGUCAGAGAUCCUGUGCGGUCGUGAGAUCCCACGCUGGGUAAACCGACUGGCCUACUUCAGCUCGUGUGUGCCCUUCCUGCAGAGCUGCCUGCCUAAAGAGUGGCUGACUCCUGCAGCACUGCAGUCCAGCGUGAGUCAGGAGCUUCAGGGUGAGCUGGAGGAAGCAGAGGAUGCCGCCGCCUCCGCUUCAGCCUCCACACCCCGUCCGAGCCGACACCAGCCACGUCGAUAGAUUUUGCUGCCUUGACUGACCCCUUAGCUUUCGCUGCCAACAGUGCUUAUUCCUUCCAGUGACAAACCUGCAAUCCACCAGCAGCACAGAUAAGCUCAGUCCUGUCAGUGAAUGGCUCUGCCAUAACUGCAGGGUCCUGCGCUAUCGGGGUUACGGUUAAGCCCUACGAGGACUUUAAGCCUGGUUUAACGACACAGAGCUUAUUUAAUCAGUGUUUUAAAUCUAUUUUUUGGCUAAUAUUGUUUUGUUGGGAAACUCAGGACUGUAAAACAUUGUUCACACAUCUGCUGAUUUACAUGAAAGGUUUUUAUUUCAUUUUGCUGGAUUUUCUCACUCGCCUUUCUUUCCUCUAUCGUUGAAGAAAUUGUCACCUCAGUGCAUCUUUUUAAAAGGAAGUUCUUGUUUACAACCCUGUGUUCUGUUCAUGUAUUUAUAAGUUCUGGAUACAGACAAGCUGACACUGGGGUCAAAGUCCUGGUCUUUUGUACUGACACAUUUCAUGUCAACCCACUUUUGUGAUUGUGCCUAAAGAUUUUUACUGUUACUCGCUCCCAGAGAGCUCUGCACUCUUUCUCUACAGUUUACCUGUCAGUCUACUCUGAGUAGCCGACCCCUUCGUACCCUGCAAACCCGAUUUCAGAUCUUUUACACCGUUUGGGUUUUUAGAGUCUUUAUGUGUUGGAUAAACUGUUUGUAUUCCAUUUGAUGAUUAUUAAAGAGAUCUACAACUUU
Messenger RNA from Trichomycterus rosablanca, 1805 nucleotides. RefSeq names its product desumoylating isopeptidase 2 (gene desi2). Bases 501 to 1073 code for a protein of 190 amino acids. The transcript is spliced from 5 exons. The record is from RefSeq and is a predicted model, not a curated record. Lineage: Eukaryota; Metazoa; Chordata; Actinopteri; Siluriformes; Trichomycteridae. Gene Ontology annotation, biological process: protein deubiquitination. Gene Ontology annotation, molecular function: deubiquitinase activity.